Messenger RNA from Prorocentrum cordatum, 2015 nucleotides. Lineage: Eukaryota; Dinophyceae; Prorocentrales; Prorocentraceae. The record is from the annotation of a GenBank genome assembly.
GGUUGUUGGCCUUCUCACCAUUUCAUGUUUCCAACGCUCCAAGACGGCCGAAGGGGCCCCGAAGACCACUCAAGACGCCCCCAAUCCGUACCCAUUUUUGCUCAAGCCAGUCUGCCUCAAAUCUGGCUGAAGCCACCGAUCGCCGAGCGAGAGCUACACAUCCUAUUCAUCAUACUGAACACUUGGAACGUCUGAGCGCAGUGACUCUGUACCGGUGCAAUGAAAUCCAUUUGGUUGAUGGCUGGAUCUUUCUUGUCGUCGUUAGUGGGAGGCGCCGCGAUGAGCAUCACAUCCAUGAGUCAGGACGCAUCCAACACCUAUGAAGCUGUGAACUCGACAAACCAAGCCUUGGCACCAACCUCCUGGAAGACAAUCUACGGUGGGAUUGCUAGUGUGGGCUGCUCUUGCACAGUGUCUAUGUACGAACACUACCUGUCGUCUGGGUACGGGUGCGAGGGUUCCAACACUGGCGCUGUCAUUUCGUACAGCACUGUUGGCGCAUGGAUCAACGUCAUGUCUGGGAUAUCGUCUCUCGUCCUCAACGGCUCCUGCACGAUGAUCACUAACGUGAACCUAGAUUACACGUACACGCCAGGCGCUUAUUGCUACCCUUUGCCGACUGGGAACGAUAACAUCGGAUCCGUACUCCUGAGUUGCGCUGGCACUCCGUCCCCGACGCCCUACCCGACGGCCUUUCCGACGCCAAGCCCGACGCCAAGCCUGACGCCCUAUCCGACGCCCAACCCGACGGCCUUUCCGACGCCCUUCCCGACGCCCAGCCCGACGCCCAGCCCGACGCCCAGUGCGGGCGGAGUCGGCGGAAGCGUUUCUGCUACAGGAGAUCCCCAUCUGCAAAACGUUCUUGGCCAGCGGUUCGACUUGCUGAAGCCGGGCAAGCAUGUCCUGAUAAGCAUCCCCCGUGGAAGGCAUAAGAACGCAUUGCUGCGUGUGGAGGCCGAUGCGCGUCAACUGGGUGGACAAUGCGCAGACAUGUAUUUCCAAGAGUUGAAUGUCACAGGGGAGUGGGUGGAGGCGACAGGGUCUAGCGGUCUCAAUUUCAAAGCUCAGGGAGUGCAUGAUGAGCAGCCGAAGUGGUUCAAGUUUGGGAUGGUGCAGGUUAAAGUUGCCCAUGGGCGCACUCUGAACGGACACUGGUAUCUGAACUUCUACGUCAAGCAUCUUGGAUAUUCUGGCUAUGCUGUCGGAGGAUUACUAGGAGAAGAUGACCACACUGAGGCAGCGAUGCCCUCGAAGGCUUGCGUUCACCACACGUCCCUGUUUAUGGUGCUGCCCGAUUCGUCUCAAAGCGCACCCGUCUUCUCAGUUGCCGAGGCGAGUUUCGCUUGAUGACCCGUGCGUGGCACGAGGUCCCAGCGUAAUUAUAAUAUACGGCCAGUGCCGCCGUCCCUGGAAGAAGACCUCCAUGAUGAAGGUGACAGCCUGAGUUGUUCGGCCCAAGGCCGCCGGGCUGGGCAGGGGAGGGGGUGUAUAUUUGGCACAAGCGUUCCAGUCUUGACGUUUGCAUGUGUGGUUCGAUCAGCGACAAGCGUUCGAACAUUCGCUUCCCGUUCUUCUCAGGUCAGGUUUUAAGGUAGGGCGGUCUGGAGCGCAACAGGCCUACUGCGUUGUUGCACCCUGUUAUACCCUUUUGCCUUCAAGCGUGACGUCGCCCGUCAUACAGACCCCCCCCCCUAUGUUGCGACCGACUAUGAACAGCUAUUCAUCGAAGGUUUUUGCGAAUCAGCAGCAUGGUGCACGCUGUGCCGUAGCAGAUCCCUGGAGUAUCUGCAAUCCAAGCUUUCUGAUUUAUUCCCAAACGUUCCCAGACUCAGACGGUGCCGCCGCGAAUCGUGCCGCGACCAGGGGCGGCGGCGGCGGUGCUGCUCACGGGCGCUGUCGCGAAUAAUAGGCAGGCUUCCUGUUUGCGCCCACCCCCGCGGCAAUGGCUGCUGGGGAUGGAGGGCUGCGCCCAUGUGGCACCAGAACCCGCAUUUGCAAGGCUGUAAGAGAUCGAC